Messenger RNA from Colletotrichum acutatum, 627 nucleotides. RefSeq lists its product as uncharacterized. NCBI's taxonomy places the organism in Eukaryota, Fungi, Ascomycota, Sordariomycetes, Glomerellales, Glomerellaceae. The record is from RefSeq and is a predicted model, not a curated record. Gene Ontology annotation, molecular function: protein binding. The transcript has 2 exons. The annotation marks the transcript as partial.
AUGCUCGAGCUUGAUACCGCAGAGCGCUCUCAGCCGAAGCUCACCAACAUCUCCGUCCCGACAUACGUCGGCCCGCGUAUGAACGGCGCAAUGGUUCACGUACCCGUCGGCGAAAAGGGCAUCAUUGUCAAUAUUGGCGGCCAGACCACGCGAGACCCAACACCUUUUGGUAUUCGCAUCGAGGGUGCUAACGCAGGAAAUGUCAAUACAAACCUCUCCUUCGUAGACAUCUACGACGUCGAAACAGGCUUCUGGUUCCGUCAAGAAACCUUUGGCCUCCCCGACAUCCCCACAGGUCGCUCCGACAUCUGCGCCGUCCUCGUCCCCGUCGCAGACAAAUCCUCCUGGAACAUCUACAUGAUCGCUGGCGUCGAGAACUACGCAACCUACAUCACCUCGGAGGAGAUCUGGGUCCUCACCCUUCCGACUUUCACCUGGAUCCUCGUGCAUACCCGCGCCGACGGCAUGUACGGCCACACCUGCCACGCCGUCGGCGAGAACCUGCUUAUCGUGGGCGGAAUGCAAACCAAGAAUGACGGGGGCAUGCAGAACGUGAAUACCUGCGCAGAGCACAUGCCCGUCGAGAUCUUUUCGCUCGCGAGCCAGAAUUAUACGGGCCGGUAUGAU